UCAAUUAUUUAUCUUUUCAAAAAUACUCAAAAAGAUUAAAAAUGGUUAUAGAUGCGGGAUUAUGAAAAAAAGGAGAAGGAAACAUUCCGUGGGAUUUACUCAAAUUUGGUGUUAACAUGAAUUGUGAAGUUUUGUUUGGAAAAAUCGAUCAAAAUUAUGUUGCUGAAUUUAAAUAUUAUUAUUAUUAAUAUUAUAAUGAUAAAAAAAAAACAAGUACUAUAUGAAUUAUCAACCUGAAUCAUGCGAAUUAUUGAUCCAUUCGUCUAAAUUAACAAAUGAUCUAAUUUUGUUUAAUUAUUAGAUGAUGAUGAUGAUGAUGAGGAGGAGGAGGAGGAGGAGGAGGAGGAGGAGGAGGACGAUGUUAUUGGAAUGUGAAAAGGAUGAUAUUAAUAGUAAGGGGUAAAUGAUGAAAAAGGAGUUGUUAAUAGGGGCUUACGCUUAAACCGCAAUCGUCAUUUGUGAUUUAUUCUAAAUUCCUCCAAAUUUCCUUCCAUUCAUUUUGCCACAUUUCCCCCCUUUUCUUUCUCCACAUUUUCUCUCUCGUUUUAACUUUGCAUUUUUCUCUCCAAUCUUUCUGCUCCUUAGGGUUUGCCUCGUGGAGACAAUGAUGAGGCCUAUGGAUCCUCAUUCUUUGCUUAACUACAACAACAACACCGUCAACCAUAUCUGAGAAUAUCAUUUUAUUGGAGGAAAACUAUAUAUAUAUAUCCGAGAGACGGGUAAAGCAGGCUUUAGGCGGUUUUCCGUACGGCGGCGAAGGGAAAUGAGCGCCUCCAGAUUCAUAAAAUGUGUAACCGUCGGCGAUGGCGCCGUCGGCAAGACUUGCUUGCUGAUUUCCUACACGAGUAAUACUUUUCCUACGGACUAUGUGCCGACUGUUUUCGACAAUUUCAGUGCAAAUGUUGUUGUGGAUGGUAGCACUGUCAACUUAGGUUUAUGGGAUACUGCCGGUCAGGAGGAUUACAAUAGAUUAAGACCACUGAGCUAUCGUGGGGCUGAUGUAUUUAUUCUUGCAUUUUCUCUCAUCAGCAAGGCCAGUUAUGAAAACGUUGCUAAGAAGUGGAUUCCUGAAUUAAAGCAUUACGCACCUGGUGUUCCAAUAGUACUUGUUGGAACUAAGCUUGAUCUUCGGGAUGAUGAGCAAUUCUUUAUAGACCAUCCAGGUUCAACGCCUAUAUCCGCAGCUCAGGGAGAGGAAUUAAGGAAACAGAUAGAAUCCCCUUCCUACGUCGAAUGUAGUUCAAAAACACAGCAGAAUGUGAAGGCAGUCUUUGAUUCAGCGAUUAAGGUAGUGCUCCAGCCUCCGAAAAAAAUUAAGAAGAAAAAGUCAUAUGUUGGUUGCUCGAUAUUAUGAUCAAUGGAACAUUCAAGUCUGACGAAGAUGGAGGACCUGUCGGCUUCUCGCGACUCGUAUCUCUUCUCACUGUCAAUUUUUUGGGUUCUUUUUAUUCAAGGAAAGCAGUAAGCCCAUCAUGUAUAGUCUCAAUUCUUAAACUGAAAUUUUAGGGAUUUCUGUGAAAGCAUCAGCAGGUGGUAUGUUUUGUGUUUUACUUUUUUUUUUUUUAUAAUUUAUUUUAUAUAUACAUACAUCUCUUGUUAAAUGAAAUUUUUUUAUGUUUUGAUGACAA
Messenger RNA from Gossypium arboreum, 1628 nucleotides. Its product is annotated as rac-like GTP-binding protein ARAC11. The record is from RefSeq and is a predicted model, not a curated record. The transcript is spliced from 7 exons. Gene Ontology annotation, cellular component: nucleus; cell cortex; plasma membrane. Gene Ontology annotation, molecular function: GTPase activity; protein kinase binding; GTP binding. NCBI's taxonomy places the organism in Eukaryota, Viridiplantae, Streptophyta, Magnoliopsida, Malvales, Malvaceae. Gene Ontology annotation, biological process: establishment or maintenance of cell polarity; regulation of actin cytoskeleton organization; regulation of cell shape. The coding region runs from base 764 to 1354 and encodes 196 amino acids.